GGGCGGGAGGCGCAUACCUCCGUGACGUCACGGGGCGGAGUGGGCUGGGGCGGUGUCCUCGGGUCUGUCGGGGCAGCGAUGGGGGCGCAGCUUAGCGUGUUGCGUCAGGUUGUGACAUACCCAAUAUGGCUCAUCUACACCACCAUCAUGAGGAUUUUCAGGAAUCCCCAUCCUGCCAUCACUCUGAAGGAUCCUGAAGUGAAGUACGCAUUGAGGCUGAUUGAUAAGGAGGAAGUUAGUCACGACACAAGAAGAUUCCGAUUUGCUCUCCCUUCCAUGGAGCAUGUCCUGGGUCUCCCUUUAGGGCAGCACAUCUACCUGUCUGCACGGAUCGAUGGAGCUCUGGUUGUCAGACCUUACACUCCAGUCUCCAGUGAUGAUGACAAGGGCUUUGUGGAUCUUGUUGUCAAGAUCUACUUCAGAGGUGUCCACCCAAAGUUUCCUGAUGGGGGGAAGAUGUCUCAGUACUUGGACAGCCUGAAAAUAGGGGACACCAUUGACUUCAGAGGACCAAGUGGCCUACUUGUCUACAAAGGAAAAGGCAAGUUUGAUAUUCGGCCAGAAAAGAAAGCUGACCCAGUUACUAAGACAGUGAAAUAUGUGGGGAUGAUUGCAGGUGGGACUGGGAUAACCCCAAUGCUGCAGAUCAUUAAAGCAAUCAUGAAAGACAAAGGUGACCCCACCGUUUGUCAGCUGCUGUUUGCUAAUCAGACUGAGAAGGAUAUCCUGCUGCGUUCCGAGCUGGAGGAGAUCCAGGCUCAGAAUCCCAGUCGCUUUAAGUGCUGGUACACGGUGGACAAAGCACCCGAAAGUUGGGAAUACAGCCAAGGAUUUGUGAACCAAGAGAUGAUCAGAGAUCACCUACCCCCACCUCAAAACGAUGUUCUGAUCCUCAUGUGUGGACCCCCUCCAAUGAUCCAGUAUGCCUGCAUUCCCAACCUGGACAAACUGGGCUACUCCAAGGACAUGAGGUUCUCCUUCUAAAGAUGACUGGUAAUUCAGAGAUCUUAUGGAGAAGGGAAGGAAAAAACCAUUUAAUAAGGAACAGGACAAAGUUACAGAGGGGGCUGAUGCACAGUGCUGGGAAGCUACAUUUACCUUAAAAAUGCUGCUUAUUUUCUGACUCUCUGGCAAGUAAGACACACAAGCUCAGCUGUACUAAAGCUGUGCCUGGACAGGUAGUGGUGCCUUGUGCUCUGUGUGCUCCAUCUCCAGGGAACACAGUGCACCUGCUCAGGGCAGCACACACUCAUUUAUGCUUUUUCUUAGCUCUGUAAUCAGGCAGCAGUAAUAUCCUACUUCCUAACACUGUGCACACCCAGGAUUUUAUUUGGUAUGAACUAUGGAAGUAAUAGAAUGUGGUAGAUUAUUCAUGUUGCUUAUGCCAAAUUAUAAUCCUUGAGGAGCUUGUACAGUAUGAGGGCCAGGAAUGUUUGCCUUGUAUCCAUGGUCUUUGCAUCAUCAGUUUAAAGAUGCUUGUUGAGUUGAAGGAUGCCAAUUAACUAUUUAUGACUGAAGCUGUUCAAGCUGCCUUGUUAAUCAAGACAGAGAGGCAGGCAGUGAUACAAAAUGGGUUUCCUUUGUAUUUUGGAACAGCCUCUCUUAAAUGCAAACACUUUCCCAGUUCUCAUCCCUGGGCACUAAAAGAAACUAAAGAAGGCAGGAGGCUUUGGGCACUGUUCCACAAAUCCCUGGAAUUUGUUUGCUUGUAAGUGUGUGGAAUACUGAAAAAAAUACUAACUUUUGUAUUUACUUUUAAAUUGCGGGUGGUGGCACAGGGGUAACAAAAGCAGUUGUUCUGUGUGUGAAAAAAAUGCUGAGUGAAAACUGGAUGGGAUUUUUUUUGUUCAUUGUUUCCCAGAGAUGGAUUUGGACUUAAGGGAGCUCAGGUUUCAUUGCCAGGGUGGGUUUUGGCAGGUAGCCCAGCUCUGGGUGUGGAAUGCAUCCCAUGUUGCUCAGACAAAGCUCCUGAGGGUUUUCCUUGGUAAGGAUGCCCAGGAACAGCCUUAAGUCACCAAACUGACAGCAAAUUCAAAUGUCUCACUGAAUCUAAAGCUGUUCCUUGGGAGCUGUUUACUAUAGCUCUAGCUUUUAUUUUUUAAUACACUUUUUUACAGAAAAAAAAGGAAAAUUUAAGGCACCUUGUGUGCCGGACCUUCUGCUCCUGAACAGCAGAGAUGCUGCUGAGGUUAGAGCUGCCCUGCAGGCAGUCUAGGAAACUAAAAAUCUUGUUUCUGAUGAUGACAUCAGAGUGACUGAAAGGGAGUUUAGUCAUGUCUGAAGUACUGUGGGGUGCUAGGUCACAGUGUCAGUGUAUAGUACCAAUUUUUAAAGAUUCAGUAGGAAUUCGAGGUUAUAGCUUACUGUGUUUUCCUUUGUGCCUGUACAAUAGAUGGGUACUGUGUAUUUAAAAGGUUCAUUUUUCAUCAAGAAUUAAAAGGAGAAGAUACAGUUAAUUUAAGGAACCUCAACUAGAUAAUGCUGUUAUUAGUUUUAUUAAUUCAGUGUUUGCCUCAAGUCUUCAAUUUUUGACUUGUGCUUCUGAAACUUGUUCUUUAAUACAAUGCUCCAAAGUUGAAAUACUACUCAAGUUUUAAGUUUCAGUCCCUUUUAUGGAAGGCAAAAAGCAGAAAUAGGAGAGAAGCUGCUGGUUUGUAUCAUUCUGGGAUAUGCACAGAUUUUUUUUUUCAUGUUUUCUUAUUAAAAGAACCAAACCAGAACCCUCGAGCUGAUGAUGCAUCAACUAUUUUGUAUUACUUACUCUGUUCAUUCAACUACUGGCUUUUUUUCAUGUCUGUGUAAGAAAUAAAGUAUCUUGCAGGUGAAUCACCUGUGUGUGAGCACAUAUCUUCAACCUUGUAAGAGAUAAACUGUAAAAUACUAUAAAAUGAAGGUUCAAAAGAGAAAAAAAAAAAGUUAGAUUUGUUUACUCAAGUGUUAAUCUUCUUGUUUGAGCUUGGUCAAAAACUGUAUUUAGAUACCGAAUCAAGGAGUGACCUGUCUCCGUUUUCCUCCCUAUCACUCCAACCUCCUCUUUUUACCUUUAUUUUGUACAUCUUCCUUGUCAACAUAAGGCUCUUUUAAUAAAUAAAAAGAGGGAUUUUAUAUGAUCUAAUGAACCAAAA
Messenger RNA from Lepidothrix coronata (blue-crowned manakin), 3125 nucleotides. RefSeq names its product NADH-cytochrome b5 reductase 3. Gene Ontology annotation, molecular function: oxidoreductase activity; FAD binding. The transcript has 9 exons. The coding region runs from base 79 to 984 and encodes 301 amino acids. Lineage: Eukaryota; Metazoa; Chordata; Aves; Passeriformes; Pipridae. The record is from RefSeq and is a predicted model, not a curated record. Gene Ontology annotation, cellular component: mitochondrion.